Pistacia vera is the source of this 965-nucleotide messenger RNA. RefSeq names its product hevamine-A-like. NCBI's taxonomy places the organism in Eukaryota, Viridiplantae, Streptophyta, Magnoliopsida, Sapindales, Anacardiaceae. The transcript has a single exon. The coding region runs from base 37 to 933 and encodes 298 amino acids. The record is from RefSeq and is a predicted model, not a curated record. Gene Ontology annotation, molecular function: chitinase activity. Gene Ontology annotation, cellular component: extracellular region. Gene Ontology annotation, biological process: carbohydrate metabolic process.
CAAAACAAAUAAUAGAGUGAUUGGUUCCGGCUAGCAAUGGCGUUUCGAUCAGCGAUUUCAUUGACAUUUUUCUCCUUGGUAUUGCUAUUACUAGCAAUAGGUUCUAAAGCUGGUGGAAUUGCCAUCUACUGGGGUCAAAAUGGCAACGAGGGCACCCUGAAAGAGACUUGUGCCACAGGAAACUAUGAAUAUGUUAUAUUAUCUUUUCUGGCAACUUUUGGCAAUGGGCAGACCCCAAUGAUAAACCUUGCUGGUCAUUGUGAUCCAUACAGCAAUGGUUGUACUGGGUUGAGCUCUGACAUUAAAUCUUGUCAAGCAAAAGGCAUCAAAGUUCUUCUUUCUUUAGGGGGUGCUUCCGGUAGCUACUCCCUUACCUCCACUGCAGAUGCUAAGAGUGUUGCUACUUACCUUUGGAAUAAUUUCUUAGGGGGCCAAUCGUCGUCUCGUCCACUUGGCGCCGCUGUUUUGGAUGGAAUUGAUUUUGAUAUUGAAGGAGGAACCAACCAACAUUGGGGUGAGCUUGCAGGGUUUCUCUCAGCAUAUAGCAAAAAAGGCAAGAAGGUUUACAUAUCAGCAGCUCCUCAAUGCCCGUUUCCUGAUGCUUGGAUAGGAAAUGCUCUCAAGACUGGUGUUUUUGAUUAUGUCUGGGUUCAAUUCUAUAACAACCCACCUUGUCAAUACACUCCAGGAAAUAUUGGCAACCUUAAAGACGCAUGGAAAGCUUGGACUUCAGAUAUCCCUGCCAACAAGAUUUUCUUAGGAUUACCUGCAUCUCCUGAGGCUGCAGGUAGUGGCUUCAUUCCAGUAGCUGAUCUCAAAUCAAAAGUGCUUCCGGUCAUCAAGGGUUCUUCCAAAUACGGCGGCGUUAUGCUAUGGUCUAUGUAUUAUGAUGAUCAAAGUGGAUACAGUUCUUCUAUUAAGAACUAUGUCUAAUUCUAAAAACUCAACUUUUAUAUAUAUAUAUA